Molecule: messenger RNA, 2145 nt
Organism: Phragmites australis (common reed)
Lineage: Eukaryota; Viridiplantae; Streptophyta; Magnoliopsida; Poales; Poaceae
Exons: 2
Coding region: 10-1635 (541 amino acids)
Molecular function (GO): mRNA binding; protein binding
Source: RefSeq, a predicted model, not a curated record
CCCCCCCCGAUGGCCGAUCCGCCGCCGGUGCUCACGCUGCUGGUGGAGAAGGGCCCCCGCAAGGGGGAGACCCGGCAGUGCCUCGCCGGCGUCGCGCUCCGCGUCGGCCGCGUCGUCAAGGGCAACGACCUCGCCGUGGGCGACGCGGGCGCGUCGCAGCGCCACCUCGACCUCGCGUUCCUCCCGCCGCCGGCGGCCCGGUGGGCCGUCACCGACCUCGGCUCCUCCAACGGGACGCUCCUCAACGGUGCGCCCCUCGUCCCCACCGUCCCGGCCCCGCUCGCCCACGGGGACCACAUCAAGAUCGGGGAGAGCACCGUGCUCGCCGUCUCCAUCUUGGCCGAUGCGGACCCUGACGCCGCCGCCAGGACUAGGCGCUCCGCGCGCCACGCGGCGGCAGCGGCGGUGGAGGAGAACAAGGCCCCGGUGGUUAUGCGGUGGAGCGGACGGAAUAAGAAGGCGGCGGCGGCCGAAUCCCCGAAAGCAGAAAAGAAAGAAGCUGAAGUGGUGACUCUUCGAGGCGGGCGGAAGAAGGCCGCGGAGCCCCCUGAAGUGCAGACGGAAGAGGAGGAUAAGGAGGAGGAUGCGGAGGCAGCGGUGGUGACACGCCCCAGCAGGCGGAAGAAAGCUGUGGCGACGGCUGCCCUUCCGCCACAGCCGCAGAAGACGAGGCCGGUGAGAGCUGCUGCAAGGAGAGGUGAGAAGACCGGGAGUGGACAGGAUGAGGGGGUGGGGGCGAAGACCGGAAUGUUUACAAGGGCGAGUGCAAGGAAGGCUAAGGAUGCUGUAGUUGAGGAGGAUGAGGAGGGGGAGGUGGCUGUGCCCAGAGAGCACGUGGGGAAUCCACCGAGGGUGACAGCAGCUAAGAGUGGUGAGGAGGAGGUGGAUAAGGUGGAAACUGGAGAUGGAGCUUCAAAUGCGUCAGAGGGGGAGGUGCCGAAGGCUUGCCGAGGACAGACAAGGAAGACGAGAAGAGGCCGAGGAAGGGUUACAAAUGCCAGCGCAAAGAAAGCUAAGGAUGCCGUUAUUGAGGAGGACCGUGAAAAGGAGGAAGGGGAGGGGGAUGUGGCUGCUGCCAGAGAGCUCAGGGGAAAUCUGCCGAGCGUGACAGCAGCGAAGGGCGGUGGUGAGAAGGAUGAUAAGGUGGCAACCAGGGAUGGAGAGGUAUAUGGAAUCUCAAAGGCAUCAGUGGAGGUGGUAGUGGUGGAGGAUGCGCCCGUGGCUCCGAGAGGGCAGACAGGGAGAGCAUCAAAGAGGAGGGUCAAUGUUCAGCAUGCUGCUGCUGACAACGGUGGCAAGGAGGAGGAGGGGAAGGAGUUGGGCAUGGGAGAGGGGAACGACCCGGAUCACGAAUUGGGGGAAAGGACGGUACCAGAAUCAAAGCUGGAUGGUGUCGGAGAAGACAAAGAAGAUGGCAAGAGGGAAGUGAGUGUUGGCGGAGGAGAGGAAGGGCAUGAUAAGAAUGUGGAGGAGCGCACUGGGAGAAGCAGCGUGGAGAAGAUGACAUUGAGGGAGUGGUUUGUUCGAAUGGAAAAGUAUCUUCUAGCGAGGAACCGUGAGGCUGUUGAAAAGGCGAUAGCAGACAUUCGGGAGAAACAUCGCGGUGUUUGCGAGUAUGCUUCAACUCUCGAGUAGAUUCUCAUCCUUCUAGAGACUCCAUGGAUAACCUGGAACUGUUUUGGUCAGUCUAAUGUAGGGUGGUACGGUGAUACCCGGAGAUUAAGUGGAAGACAGUACUUUGCUGAAGCAUCACAAACAGUAGGUUUGAGGUGUAACCACCAUUAGCGGGGUUGUGAUCACGGAAAGCAUUCAUUCCAGUCACUGUAGUUGGUACCGUCCAUGAAUAUGACAAGAGGUACUAGUAUGUAUAAUGUAGUAAAGUUGAAGCUCCAUGUAUUCAGGAUGCAUCAAGUAGGGUUGCUUCCGUUAACUUGUUGCUCUAUGAUAGUCAAUUGUAAUAUAUGUUAUUUGUACCUUUGGACAACGUUGCAUCAUACGAGAGUUGAGAAGCAACUGGAGAUCGUCAUCAAUGAUAUUCAAUUGUAAUAUAUCAUGUUAUUUGUUGUUGCUCUCUGGGUUUUCUCCUCUCGUUUUCCUGUUUGUAACAAUGAUUGAUAUGAAUGUCAGAAUGUGUGAUUUGUAUCA